AUGCCAGAUAUGAAUCUCGCAGAUAUGUCCGGAGAUGAUAUUAUGGAUGAUAUUCCUUGGCCCGACUAUCAUGAUAUUGAGAUCCCGCCAAUAUCUGAAAAUCUACUCCAAAGUAUUCGGUACAAUAUCAAUCUAAUGGAACCCGAACUCCUUGGUCCGAUUAAAGGUCCUACAGUCAGUGAUGAGGACUUCGUCUUUAUAAAGCUUAAUUUGAAUCAAAAGAGAACGAGAGAAGAACCAUAUGAAGAUAUUCCUUAUCUUGUACAUGAGCAUAGAUUCUUCAGCGGAAGAGAGCAGAGCUUUGAUUCUGCUAUGAGAGCUAGAGAAGGCCCAGAAAUACCAGAAUGGACACAUCGAGGUUUCGAUAUUAAUGAUGAAGAAGAUAUGGCCUUAUCAGACCGUCGAGAAAUUCAAAAGGGUCUCCGAAGCUAUGAUGCUACCUACCGUGCAAAUUACCUGAACCCCGAUCUUGUACCCGAAAAGAGAUUAGGUUCAUCGAAAAAAUCAGGUGCUAUGACAAACUGGUAUCGAAAAGGUCCUAUAGGACGCAGUCGAAACCCUCCCCCAAAACCCCGACAAGAUGUUGCGGAGAGAAUUUCUCAAGAUCACAUAUGGCUUCUCCAGCAAGAUAGCCUAGCUUCGGCCAAAGAUAAUGAAGAUAUUGAGAUGAGUGGAAUAAGUGUGAGCGGUGGGGGUAAUACCGUUGGUGCUGAAGUUAUUGACGAAAUAAGUGCUACGAUGGAUACUCCUGGUCCUUCCGAGUUUAAUUCUGGAUUCUGUCAAAUGAGUACUAUAAAUGAGAUUCCUAGUCCUUUGGGAUACAAGUCUAGUUCUGUUGGUGCAAAUAUUGUUCCUGCUUCAGGAUACAACUUUGCUGCUCCAGCUAGCACUGUCAACAAUGCUGCUGGUCCUUCUGGAUAUAAUUUUGGAACCGCUUCAGUAGUUGUUCCCACCAAUACGUCAACAACUGUCGCCAAUAAUACACCAGAUGCUCUGAUAUACAAUUCUGGAGCUGUCUUAAGUGCUGCUCCUAUGGAUACACCAAUGGCUUCUUCCAUUAUUGAUGCGCCAAAGCAUCCAGUACACAAUGCCGGUCCCAAUGCAGGUUCCAAUGCAAGGAACUUUGCAAACACCGCACCAGGCCCUUCUGGGUACAACUCUGAGAUUAUCGAAAGUAACAGUUCAAGCAUCAUGGCAGCUCUUUCCGGAUAUACUUCUGGACCUGGCAUAAACAACACAAUUAACACUGCAGCAAUCCCUUCGGGACACAACACCUUGUCAACUCCGACUCCAAGAGAUUCAAUUAGUACCAGAGGAAGUGGUGGAACAAAUACCUCGAGCGACUCUUCCCGUCCUAUCCCAGAUUACAAUCAAGGAUAUACUAAAUCUCUAGCCGAGCCCGUCAUACAUAACUAUGCUAAAUCUUUCCCUACACAUGCCGCCUCUAUCACAAAGAGCAUAGACCCUCACAACGUCAUUGAAGUUCAAUCUCGACCAAUUACCCAGCAAUCCAAUCAUCCCACUGCAGCCGCAUCCGCACCCGCACCUGAAACAAGCCAAGACCCCAACAUGGAGAACCUCAUUCCCAUCAACAAAAGGAUGGCCGCAAGAGACGGAAAAGAUGAAGACUGGCAGCCAGGUCAAAAGCCAAAACCAAAAGCCACCCGAAAGACUGCUAUUUCUAAAGCUGCCACUGCCAAUCCGAUCACACCAAAAACAAUCACUCGUAAAACUCCUACACCAAGGACCAGGAAGCCAAAGACUGCUAUUCCCAGUGUCGCUGGUCCCAUAGCUACCAGUCCUACAGUUGGAACACCCAACCUCAUCAAGCCAGCUGCCGCCCCAAAAACUAGGAAAUCUAGAGCCGCUGCUCCCAAAACUGUCGGACCCAAGUCUGCUGCGCUCAAAGCUACUGUUCCUAGAGCUAUCACCACUAGAAAUUCCACUCCAAUGACUGCAGCUCCUAGCACCGCAACCCCCAAAGUUCCCGCCACAAGAGCUAGUUCCAAGCCCAACACCCCCAGGCCUUCCUCAUCUGCUUCAACCCCCAGUCUCAAAGUACCCGUCACCAGAAAAUCCUCUCUCAAGAAGAGCGUUUCGGGAGAAAGUGCCGACGGUUCAUGGGAGCCUGAUGGAGAAGACUCAUAA
Molecule: messenger RNA, 2148 nt
Organism: Botrytis sinoallii
Lineage: Eukaryota; Fungi; Ascomycota; Leotiomycetes; Helotiales; Sclerotiniaceae
Exons: 4
Coding region: 1-2148 (715 amino acids)
Source: RefSeq, a predicted model, not a curated record